UUCAUCUAGAACCCCGUAUCUGAAGGAAAUGGUAGCUUUAAGUAAGCUCCUUCUACAAAUUCUGCCGCCCAAAUUCCCCUCUCCCUCUGUUUCGUCUGCCUUCAACUUCCGCGGCACAACUCUGCUGCUCUCCAAUGGAGAUUGACUAUCAGCCUUCUUCAUCUGAUGAAGUCAGAGAUGACAAUGACUGCUUAAUUUGUCUUGCAUUGGACAAAAAUGACCAUCUUUUCGACAAAAAAAAGAAAUUAUUAGAAAGGCAGGGUUUCAAGUCUGAGAAUUGCAUCUAUUUGAAGUGCUCUCUGUGCCCCAAGGAAGUAGAUACCGUUCUGAAAGAAUUGGUACAAAUUGCAAGAAUUAUUCACUUAAAUGAGCCUGAAAUUUAUUUUGGAGAAGAUGAUGCAUGUACACCAGCAGAUUCCUACAGCCCGAGGAAUGAAAUGGAGGCUCUCAAUACAAUAAUUUCUCUUGUUGACAUCUCUCUCUCUAGUUGUAAGCCUGUCCAAUCGAAUGUCCUGCAAGAACUACGGAAGGCAGUUAUUGAUAUGAUCCAUGAGUAUGGAGAUGUAUACAGUAUGGAUGCUAAAACUUUGGGAGACUGCUGUGUGAAAGAAAAUUGUUUAUUACACUGGGGUGAGAGUAAUGGUGUUAGAACGAGCUUGCAGAUAGCUUAUGUUGAAGGUACUGGUAGAGGGACCAUAGCCAAAGAAGAUCUGGACGUUGGUGACACUGUAUUGGAGAUCCCUAUGGCUAUUAUUAUUUCUGAGGAACUGGUGAAGAAAAGCAACAUGUAUCCCAUACUAACAAAGAUUGAAGCCAUCUCAUCUGAGACAAUGUUGUUGUUAUGGAGCAUGAAGGAGAAGCACAUUGCUGAUUCCAAAUUCAAGGUCUACUUUGACACUCUACCAGAAGCGUUUAAUACUGGGUUGAGUUUUGGAGUUGGUGCAAUGGUGACUUUGGAUGGAACCCUACUUUUCGAUGAGCUAAUGCAAGCAAAAGAGCUCUUGAGGGAACAAUACGAUGAGUUGGUUCCUGCAUUAUGUAACAAUCAUCCUGAUGUUUUCCCAGAAGAGUUCUACUCAUGGGAGCAAUUCUUAUGGGCUUGUGAACUUUGGUACACAAAUAGCUUGAAAAUUAAGUUUACCGAUGGAAAUCUUAGGACCUGCUUGGUUCCAAUUGCAGGCUUUCUCAACCACUCGUUGCAUCCGCACAUACUACACUAUGGCAAAGUUGAUUCUGAAACAAAUUCCUUGAAAUUCCGACUAUCAAGACCAUGUCGUAAAGAAGAACAAUGUUAUCUUAGUUAUGGGAAUUACACUGGUUCUCAUCUGGUUACCUUCUAUGGCUUUUUACCUGAAGGGGACAACCUAAAUGAUGUCAUUCCAUUAGAUAUUGACUUUGGUGAUGAUGAUAGCAUCACAUCAGACUGGACUACUCAUAUGGUGAGGGGAACUUGGUUGUCAAAGAACCAAAGCAUAUUCCAUUACGGUAUGCCCUCACCGUUAUUAGAGUGUUUACGAAAAGCUCGGUGCUCUGGAUUACACACCAAGCGUAAGCUUCAGGAAAGCCUGGAAAUUGAAAUGGAAGUCCUCAAUGAUCUCAUUUCAAUCUUUGAUGGAAUGAUGGAAAAUCUCCAGGAUGAGAACGAAGACAGGAGCAGUAUAGAAUGGGAUAUAAAGUUAGCACUGAAAUACAAAGAUCUACAAAGGAGGAUAAUUUCCUCAGGUUCGACUUCAUGUUAUGCCGGCCGCAAAAUGGUGGAACUUGCAUUAUGCGAAUGCAUGCUAGAGGACACUCGAGGCUAAAAACACAAACUUCAGGUAUGUUCAUUCUUCGGUAAGCCAUUUUUGAGAGUUCAUCAUAAAGCAAAUUGCUAGUCCUGAAAAUUAUAGGGCGUUUGUAUAAACAAUUAGGCCAAAAAAAACGUGGAAGAUUUGCUAGUGACUGACUGAUCUGAUCAUGCUGUGAACUUUGACUUGGAUAUGUAUGAUGGAAGCCCCAUGAACUCUAGAUGUUAGAAUAUUAUACCAUUAGGUGCUUAUUGGAAUGUAACUGUGACUGAGGCUGAUCUCAAAAAAGAAUAGGAGAAGCUUGUUGGGACCUUAGUGCUCUACUUUUGUUUUGUAGUCCAUGUCAUUUUCACCAAAUCACCCCUCAUAAAAAGCUUGUUGGGAUUGGAUUUGAUGUGGUUGCUAUGAUUCUGUUGGUUCUAAACUUUGGGGCUGUUUUAUUCUCCAUCCAACUAUUUGAGGCUAUGAGUAGAAAAGCACUUAACAAAAUUUCAAAAAAUAUUCAAUUUCUGAGGAUGCUUCUCCAGAGAUUGCUCUGUUGAAUA
Momordica charantia (bitter melon) is the source of this 2332-nucleotide messenger RNA. RefSeq names its product SET domain-containing protein. Gene Ontology annotation, biological process: peptidyl-lysine monomethylation. The record is from RefSeq and is a predicted model, not a curated record. Gene Ontology annotation, molecular function: protein-lysine N-methyltransferase activity; protein binding. NCBI's taxonomy places the organism in Eukaryota, Viridiplantae, Streptophyta, Magnoliopsida, Cucurbitales, Cucurbitaceae.